AAUCGUGAAUGUAUUGCCGAUAAUAAUCAUUGAUAAUCUCUUUUUUUUCGCUUAGUCAUUUUUAAUAAAAUGGUCGCGCCUCACAUACGUUUGUCUCAAAGUGCCGAGUAUCGUGAAAACUAUAUCGUACAAGAAAACAAACUAUGGUGUCGAUUUUGCAAUGUAGAAAUUGAUCAUGAAAGAAAGAACUCUGUAGAUAAACAUAUUAAAACAUUAAAACACCUUAAUAAUAAAAACAAGAAUAAUUCUAAUUUGUUAAUCCAAAGAACUUUACCUUCUUUUGAAAAUACACUAAAUGAACGAGAAAAAAUUAAUAAAGAGAUAGUGGAAGCAUUUACUUAUGCAGACAUUCCUUUGGAAAAAAUUGAGAAAUUAAAACCAUUUUUAUUAAAUCAUUGUAAAAAUGCGGGCUUAAUUACUGGAGCAAAUCAACUUCGUGAGAAAUAUCUUCCAUUAUCAUAUGAAAUAGCGCUCCAAAAAUUGAAAAAUGAUGUCAUCAAUAAAAUUAUUUGUUUGACAAUUGAUGAAACAACAGAUCGUUGUGGCCGGCAU
Rhizophagus irregularis DAOM 181602=DAOM 197198 is the source of this 552-nucleotide messenger RNA. The record is from RefSeq and is a predicted model, not a curated record. NCBI's taxonomy places the organism in Eukaryota, Fungi, Glomeromycota, Glomeromycetes, Glomerales, Glomeraceae.